AUGACGGACAUCGCUGCGGUUGCACCCGCUGUGGCGGAGGACAAAUACACGUUUCUGGUCCCCUACGUGAAGAUCAGCGCGCCUGACCUGGUGGAGAGCGUCGGCACGCAAACGCACGGAAAGACGGAUGCGGCCAUCACCCACAUCACCAGCGCAGAGGACUCGCGCAGCCCGAGCACGCCGGAGAGCGACUCUUUCGAGAUCACUACCGCGGCUGCCACCCCCCUUUCUCCAACGGCGACCGUGUCGCGCUGGUCUUCUGUCCAGAAAACGCUAGAAGCCUGCAUGGACCCAGUGUUUCUCGCUGGCUCGGCUGACAUGGACCAUAAGAUCACCGAGGAGGUUCUCCCUCUGAUGGACGCGGCUAUGUCAGUGCGUGUGUCUGCCUUCGCUAGCCUCUCCUGCCUGCAGCCUUUCUUCACCGGACGGACUCGCAGCGAGCGCAUCCACACGGUGCUGAGCGCCGUUCGCGCCUCCAACAAGCUGAUGCUGCGCGACGACCUCCCUGUGCCGACCCCCAGCGUCUGCAUGCUCUCAGUGGACGAGGCUGAAGCGGCCGGGCUGCGCGUUGGCCUUUGCAGUCACGCUGACGGCAGCUCUCGCAACGCGCGGACGCUGGAGCGCCGGCAGCCCACGCCUGAGUGCGAGGACUCUCCUCGCUCGCUGACCCUUUUUCGACGGCAGGCAACCUCACCGCUCCCUGCCGACAGCGCGCACGCAGCAUGGGAGGCAAACCCCCCUCACGAAGGUGUGAGUGUGCCCUGCCCAGGUGACGCCAACGCUCACAGCAGGGCCUUGUCAGUCGCUCCUGCAUUCCCUGUCGCGGUGACCGAGAAGCCGGCUGGCAUCGGCGUUCCCGCGCCAUGCAGAACGCUGCAGUGCCCGCCCGUCGUAGGCGAAGGGCCGUUCUGCCCAGGUAACCGUGACUGUGCCACUGACAACCAAGAGAAGAUCCACAUUCCUACGCUGCGUGCAUGCGUGCCAGUGCCGAAGCCGCCACCCACCAUUGACAUCCUCCUCACAGACGCUGCUGGCAAGUUUCAUGUGGCGACUGCGAGCAGCAGCGCGAAAGAGGCAACCUCUGUGCCCACGAUGAGCUCGGCCUUGCCGGCGCCCGACACGCCCUCCUCCGCCACCGCCACUGCAAACACCACGAACUGCUCGCACUUCAGCGUGACAGCGGCGCCGCUCAUGCCAAAGAGCGUACUGAACGCGACCAGCGGUGUCACUCCCGUUGCCGCACCGCGUCAGCCGGCAAACUAUGCCCGCCCCCGCCGCCAGCCGACUGCCUGCGAGCAUGCUGGGUCUCGCCCCGUGCUCAUCAGCGAGGCCCUGAGGAAGGACGUACCGACGGGCUCGAGCACCGGCUGUACGCACGCCACACUGGACCUGAGCGCGGGCUCCUCAUGGGGGACAAGGCACGGUGCGGCAGGGGCGUGGAGGAGGGGCUUGAUGGCGACCGCCCCGCCCAUGCCCGUGGACGAGUUUCCCUCGACCUUUCUCCGCAAGGAGGGGUGCUGCAUGCCUGCAGAGCGUCCACCGAUGGCGCUCGGGGCUGAGAUGCCGCAGGCCCCGCGAGCCAUUGACGUUUCUCCGAAGACGGCCAAUACUUUACCGCUUGCUGGGCUUCGCCCGCGGCGCCCGCUGAUGGUGGCCAUCCCUUCUGACAGCGUCCCUGGCAGCAGUUUCGACGGCUGCGGGUCGAAAUGCUCAUCGCCGGCGGCGGCGCAGCUGUCGCUAUGCCCUCUGUCCCAGUCGCGCCGUCAUCGUCAUGACCCAUACAGCCCGACAGGCUUCGUCCUGUGCGCAGAGAACAGCUGCGCCCUCUCCUUGUCCCAGACGAACAUCUCCGCUGCCCGUGUCUUGACAUCGUCCGCGUCGCCGAUGCCUGCCUCCUCUGCCUGUAACUCGAGCGCCGCCGGAGGGAUGAUCGGCUUCUGGUUCGCGGACCCGCUGAUCAAAGCGGCUGCACGGCUGCAGGAGCGCCGCUGCCUUCUGCGAGCUGAUACCACUCGUACCCUGUCAUCAGAGCUCGCGAGCGCGUCGUGCUCCGUUGCGCAUCUGAGUCCUGCGUGCGAGAGCGGCGAUGAUGUCGAGGAGGCUCCAUGUAGAUCGUUGCCAUCUUGCGAGGCACUUCUCGCUGCCCCACUCGUUGAACCAACAGCAGCUACAACCGUCGCGUUUCUGAACUCCAUAGACGCGGAUACAGUCUCGCCUGCCAAUACCGCUGCAGGCGCCGUCGCCCCCAAGUCGUACGCCGAGGCUCUGCGUGUGAGCGCGAAGGCGCUUCCACCAGCUCUCGUCGUCGCUGCAAAACCGGUAGAGAAGAGAGAGAAGUUGCCCAAGGCGAAGAGCCGCGCCCCUCCCCGCUCUGCGGCGGCCUCCAGCAGCCACGCGAAGAACACCACUGCCACCGCCAAGGCAAAGCGGGCAUCUCUGUCUGCGUAA
Messenger RNA from Leishmania mexicana MHOM/GT/2001/U1103, 2448 nucleotides. RefSeq lists its product as hypothetical. The record is from RefSeq and is a predicted model, not a curated record. NCBI's taxonomy places the organism in Eukaryota, Euglenozoa, Kinetoplastea, Trypanosomatida, Trypanosomatidae. The transcript has a single exon. The coding region runs from base 1 to 2448 and encodes 815 amino acids.